UACUUCAAUUACCACGUGCUCAAAAUAGUUUCCCGCCUUUUUCCAUCUCUCACACACACACUAAACGAUUUUGAAGCUACCCUCACUUGAUUCAGUUAUAAUUUCUGUUACACAUAACCGUUUUUCAGUCAUCAUGAUUCCAGUUUGAUCAUCGAUAGCUUGGAGAGAAAAUCAACUGCUACGUUUCUUCGUCAUUGUUAGAUAUAUUCGGGUCGAAGGUAGGUUUUGAAGAAUGACAGAACCAACGAAAGAUAAGGAGGUCGAAUCAAAUACAAAAGGGAAAGAGAAAGUCGAGAGCGCUGAUCAGGAUGACAAAAGCGCUUCAACCAACAGUAGCAGCAGUAGUGAAGAUGUGAAGAAAUGCAUGGACGCUGUGGAUUUCUUCGCUAUAAAAGCCAAAGAUAUUGUAAUUGGAGGAACUAAAAAGUCAGAAGGUAAAAGUGCUAAAUCCAAGAGAAGAAAGAGAUCACAUGGUGGUAUGAAGAGGUCGAUUUCUUUAAGAUCAGGACUGAGUGAGAUUGGUAUGAGCUUUGACUCGGACUCUGAACCAACACAUGUUGCGAAAAAGGAGCAGAAAGGCAAGGGAAAAGGGCUAGAAGAAGGUGAUGUUUUCCAAGGUUCGGAUACUGAUGAUUCAGAUGAAGCGUGUAAAAGGAUGAAAAAGGAGAGGAAUAACAGCGAUGAUGAUGAUAGCGAUGAUGGAUCUGGAGCUGGUACUGGUACUGGAUCAGGAGCGCACGCUGAUUUCUCAAGUCUGCAGGGCCAGGGCGUACAAGUUGCUGGAAAAUGAUGGAAUCGUGGAAGAGUUGAACACUGCGUUUUUACGUGCUUACUUUCAGGGUAAAUAAGUCAUUAGACAGACACCAUAUUAGAUACUUGAACAUGCUGUUUUGAUAACUGAAGUAGAUGUAAAGAUUGUAUUGAGAAGGUUUGUAACUACUUUAACAGUUCCAGGGUUUGCAUUACCAAAUAUCAGGAUCUUAAUUCUUAACCAAAAGUUUCUUUCUACACUUUA
This is a messenger RNA of Helianthus annuus (common sunflower), 1015 nucleotides long. RefSeq lists its product as uncharacterized. The transcript is spliced from 2 exons. The record is from RefSeq and is a predicted model, not a curated record. NCBI's taxonomy places the organism in Eukaryota, Viridiplantae, Streptophyta, Magnoliopsida, Asterales, Asteraceae. The coding region runs from base 233 to 790 and encodes 185 amino acids.